Messenger RNA from Pocillopora verrucosa, 2295 nucleotides. The record is from RefSeq and is a predicted model, not a curated record. NCBI's taxonomy places the organism in Eukaryota, Metazoa, Cnidaria, Anthozoa, Scleractinia, Pocilloporidae.
CUUUAUUGCCUAUAUACAAUCUGUGAUUCUAAUCUUUAAAGUAUUUGUUUCUUCGGACGACUAGACUCUUUAUUUCGGGCAACAUGACACAGGUGCCGGGCGACUUGACAUCGGGUGAGAUGACUCUCGGGCGAUUUUACUUGUUACCGUUGGUAGAGUACUGCACCGGUAUCGUAUAGGUCAUGGGUUCAAAUCCCGUACACGACUGAAUCUUUUUUUUCAGGCCUUAUUUUCACUAUUGCUUAAGUACUGUUCAUUUCUGUAACUAUCCCUUUCACAUUCGUUAUCUGUAUUGUUUUCCUCUAACAGGGCCGCUCUGGAAAUCACGUCUGUGACGGUAAAUGGUCACGCAAGGGUGAAAAGCUACAUAACCAAACAAGAAAUCAUUGUAUUUUGAUGACGUAGGACAUGUCGACCCUUGUCUUUUCCUCGGUUUGGAGACUGUCUAAUCCCCUUUGGCGUUCAGUCAGAAAAAUGUCAGUAUGUUUCUCGUCAUCCCAAACGUCUUCGACCAAAGACAGCAUUUUUGAACGAAUACCUAGAGAGAAGCUGGUGCCGAAUAUCAGGUCGGGGCUUCGAGACAGGGAGUUCCUCUCUGGCUCUGUGGAUGGAGGUUUCCCAGAGUUCUUAGGAGUACCAGGUGACUCUUUCCCCCUCGGAUUGCGAAUCAUUAACGGGAAUCAGUUCUCUCUGGGAGAGUUGAGUGCAAAAUGUAUGGAAUACGUGCAGGAAAACAACUCUCAAAGCCCUGCGAUCGUGUUUCGCGGAUUACCUGCAAAAACGGCAGAAGAUUUCUUGACUAUAACCCAAGCUAUCAAGGGGAAACCUCUGAGUUAUGCGGGUGGUAACGUUCCCAGGCCGCGUGCCAUAGAAAACUCUGAGAUCUACCAAGCUACAACUGAAGAUCAAGCUGUAACGAUCGAAUUGCAUCAUGAAAUGGCAUAUAGUAGUUCCUUUCCAUCAAAGGUGUUCUUUUUUUGCUUGCAAGAGCCCGCAGACGGUUGUGGUGGUGAGACACCGCUGGCCAAGAGCAGCGAAAUUCUUCUCAAACUGGAUCCUGAAGUCGUGAGGAAGUUUCAAAGUAAAGGAGUGAAGUACGCAGGUUAUUGGCCCGACAAAUCUCGCGCAGAAUACAUGAGCUGGCAGCAGCAGUAUUACACUGAUAAUAAAGAGGAGGCGGAAAAGAAAGCCAAGCAACUUUAUGACACGGUUAUAUGGGACGACAACGGUGAUAUGCACUGGUCCAACGUGAAGCCUGCCUUCCUUCGUCAUCCGAAAACGGGAGAAGAUAUCUGGUUUAACCAAGUGACAAUCCACCAUCAUACCUAUUAUAACUCAUUGCCAAUGUUCAAGAGCAUCGAGCUCCCGCCCCACAAAUAUCCAUGUACGGUCUAUUAUGGAGACGGUAGCACCAUCGAGCCUGAAGUGAUCCAACACUUGAGAGCUGUGUCAUGGUCAUGCGCAGUUGGAUUUCGGUGGAGGAAGGGUGAUUUGUUAGUGUUGGAUAAUCUGACUGUUCAGCACGGACGAAUCGGCUUCACAGGAAAGCGAGAAAUACUAGUGCAUUUGAUGACUGACUGAACGUCAGUGCUUACGAGAUGUUUUAUAUCAAGUCUUGAUCACGAAAAAUUUCCCAGUGUUUUGACUUUGAAUCAUUUUCUCUUUCAAUUGUAAAAGUAACAUUCAACAUAUAGAUGAUGAUUUUGAUAUCUUUGACACUCUUUUGAUUAAGUGUCGGACAGAAAUCAAAUCUUUACUGGCCGAUCAGAACGAAGGUCUAACGCUUGAUUCCUGAAGGGGACUCCCCAGGUUUUUCUUUGUCCCGCGCUAGUGGUAUGACGAGUACACAUCUUUCUCGGAUGAAAUUGCACUUUCAUUUGAAAAAAAGAGAAAUCAACUACAAUUCACUUUGGUAACGAGACAAAACCCGGGUAAUUUGGAAAAGUCGGCUUGCCUCCAAAUAUCCAGACCCGUUAACCCAUUAUCUCCCAGAAGUGAUUAACAUGUAUCUUCUCCCUAUAGUAUUUAUACAUUAUCCAUCAAUGAGGUAGUGAGAUUAACCUGACUUAUCAGGUACAAGAUAUUAUCUUGAUUAAACACCAAAUUCUCGUAACCAAUUUACAAGGAAAUUUGUAGCAGCUGGUGGGGAGAUUUAACAGUCAGAUCUUGGGGGUUAAAGGGUUAAGUAAGCGAAAAAUGAAAGUGUUUGUUUUCCUUAGAUCUUCACACAGCAUUAUCAAACUUAUAAAGUGGAUUUAACAUUUUUUAUCUUAUACUUAAAAAAAUUCCGCCUAU